AUGGCGGCGACGGCAGCGGCCCUGUCGGGGGCGGGGCGCAGUGGCAGCGGCGCGGAGCCCCGGCAGGAGCGGAGCCGGGCCCGGGGUUGGGCCGAAGCCGAACGUAGCGAAGGCCGGAGGAUGGAGCCAGGUGAGGACCCCGAGGGAGAAGACUCUCCAGGCGGCCGGGAGGAUGGGUUCACCGCCGAGCACUUGGCUGCAGAGGCCAUGGCAGCUGACAUGGACCCCUGGCUGGUGUUUGAUGCUCGCAACACGCCCGCCACUGAGCUGGACGCCUGGUUGGCCAAAUACCCCCCAUCCCAGGUUACCCGCUAUGGGGGCCCUUGCUCACCCAACUCUGAGCCUGUGGGCUGGAUCGCAGCCUAUGGGCAGGGCUAUACCCCCAACUCUGGGGACGUGCAGGGUCUGCAGGCAGCCUGGGAGGCUCUGCAGAGCAGCGGGCGGCCCGUCACGCCCAGCACCCUGCGCCAGCUGGCCAUCACCCACCAGGUGCUGUCAGGCAAGUGGCUGAUGCACCUGACGCCUGGCUUCAAGCUGGACCACGCCUGGGCUGGCAUUGCCCGAGCCGUGGUCGAAGGCCGGCUUCAGGUGGCCAAGGUGAGCCCACGGGCCAAGGAGGGUGGACGCCAGGUCAUCUGCGUUUACACGGAUGACUUUACGGACCGCUUGGGUAUACUUGAGGCGGACACAGCCAUCCGGGCGGCGGGCAUUAAGUGCCUGCUCACCUACAAGCCAGACGUCUACACCUACCUGGGCAUCUACCGAGCCAACCGCUGGCACCUCUGCCCCACUCUCUAUGAGAGCCGUUUCCAGCUGGGAGGUGAUGCCCGCGGCUCGCGUGUGCUUGAUCGUGCCAACAACGUGGAACUGACCUAG
This is a messenger RNA of Orycteropus afer afer, 876 nucleotides long. RefSeq names its product chromosome unknown C11orf68 homolog (gene CUNH11orf68). The record is from RefSeq and is a predicted model, not a curated record. Lineage: Eukaryota; Metazoa; Chordata; Mammalia; Tubulidentata; Orycteropodidae. The transcript is spliced from 2 exons. The coding region runs from base 1 to 876 and encodes 291 amino acids.